Messenger RNA from Caenorhabditis angaria, 934 nucleotides. The record is from the annotation of a GenBank genome assembly. NCBI's taxonomy places the organism in Eukaryota, Metazoa, Nematoda, Chromadorea, Rhabditida, Rhabditidae.
AUGGCUGAAGCAAAUGAAGAACAUGUUGAACUUGCAGUUCAAUCACAACAACAACCAGAAUACGAUGAAGAAGCAACAAUUGCUGAAAUUGCAAAAGGACAAGAUUUGCUGCAACAAAGUAAAAUGAUUUUCGAGAAGUUUUUGUCACAUGGAAUUGCAAUUGAUCAAUUUGAACAUGUGAAUGGGCGAUUAACAAUGACAGGAUGCAAAGUUAAAUAUCCGGUGAGCUUUUAAAUAUCAGAAUUUAGUUGGGCACCUGCUAAAUGUCAUUUUCAUAUUUUAUAUCAGUUUUUUCCAGAUCUCCACUGCCGAAAUUCGUCGACGAACAUCUGCUCCCGAAUAUCUGAAUAGUUCCUCAAUUGCUGGACUUUUGCGUCGAUGUAAAGUGAAAAAUGACGGAGAAGAUAUGCGAAACAAAUUGAAACAACAUGGAAUUGAAAUGACAAAAUGUAAAAGAAAAGGAAUUCGAGCAACUGCAAUAACAGGAAUCUGUGAAGUUGCUCGAUUUUUCGAAUGAUUUGGAAACAAUCACAAGAGAAAGUUAUCCGAAUAAAGAAAUUGCACAAUGUAUUACAAAUAAAGUAAAAACACAUGGAGAACAACAAGAAAUUAUUGAUGAUGCAAAUGAAUUCAUGUAAGUUUUCAAUGUUUUUGUUUGUCUCAACAAAUAUAAAUCCAGAAUAAUUUUUGCAGGGCAGUAAUGGCACAUUUCAUGGUGGCAGUCAAUUCAUGUCAACCACAAUUAACAGGAAUGACUGAACAAAGAGGCGAAAAUCGUGAAUUCGCCGAAGCAAUGAAUACAUAUUCAAAAGUUACACAUGGAUUUGGAACACAAAAUCACAAAACAUGGAUUGAACAAUUAUUGAAAAUUGGAACGGAAUUGUGUAAUUAUGUGCCAACUGCAAAACCUCAUCAAAUUGAUGUCGAACUUUAA